AAAUAAUCAUUUGGUUAUACUUUUAUAUAUCUUUUACUUUCUCAGAUUAUUAUUGUCAACAAAAUGAAACAAUUUCAAGUUUACCAAUUGCUUAUAAUGAUUUUGUUAACAAUAAAGUCAACUGUAGCUCUUAAGUUGACAAAGAAAGGUUGCGAAGAAAAGUGUGGGGAGGUUGGGAUUCCAUUUCCUUUCGGAAUUGGAGUCAGUUGUUCUUUGGACAAACGGUACAAUGUAGAUUGCAACUCAUCGAAACCAUAUCUGUCUGCAUUCGACAACGUAGAAGUACUGAAUAUAAGCUUACAACAACAGACGAUCACGGUUAAUGUCUCAAUGACUUUUGACUGCCAGAAUCGAGUUUUGAAUAGUAGUCAGAUCUUAAUUAGCACCAUCAACCCUGGCAGCAGUGUGAGUAGUCCCUUCUUAUUUUCGAGUUUGCAUAAUAUAUUUGUCGUUGAGGGGUGUGGCAAUGCUGUCAUCACGGAAUUUGGGAAAACUGUCACAGGAUGCUCAACAACUUGCCACAACGACACGUUUAUUGACAGGAACAACUGCUAUGGCAUGGGUUGUUGCCAAGCAACGGUUCCUUAUUAUCUUGAUCAGUUCACCUUGAAUCUAACAAGCCUGGAAAGGAGCAGUGCAGACGGAACCUGUGGGUCUGCCUUUUUGGUGGAUAAGGAUUUGUUUUCUAAUGGAAACUUUUAUCGCCAUUCUAUUGAUGGGAACCUCUAUUUUGUUCCGAUAUCACUUUUCUGGCCCAUAACAAUGGAUGACAUUCCAUCUUAUGAGCGUCAGGAGUGUGGACAGAUCUCGUAUCAUGAUAAUUCGUUAGAGGAUUCAUAUAUUAGAUGCCAGUGUGAUGUAACACAUGAAGGAAACCCAUAUCUACCAAAUGGGUGCAAAAAAAAUGAGGAAUGUAAAAAUUGUGAGCGCAACGGGCAUGUUUGUGGAAGCAGGCCAAGCAUAUCCUCUGAUGAGGAAACCAUGGAAUUGCCCGUAGUACUGUAUUGUGACGUUGACCGUUCCUCUACCCACAUACCAUUAGGUGGUAUUCUAGGUGUUAGCGCAAGCAUUGGGUUGUUUAUCCUAGUGGUGUUUAUCUGUUCAUUGAACAACAUAAUCAAGAAAACAAUUGACAAGAGGCGGAGAAAGAAGUUUUUUAAACGCAAUGGUGGGCUACUUCUUAAACAACAAGAGACGACAGAUACUGGCUUAGUUGAUAGAACCAUACUUUUCACAUCCAAAGAGUUGGACAAAGCCACUGACCAUUUUAGUGAGAACAGAAUUCUUGGAUGUGGAGGUCAAGGUACAGUAUACAAAGGCAUGCUAACAGAUGGGAGAAUUAUUGCAAUCAAGAAAUCAAAGGGGGUCGAUGAAAGCCAAAUAGAGCAGUUCAUCAAUGAGGUUGUCAUACUUUCUCAAGUUAAUCAUAGGAAUGUGGUCAAACUAUUGGGAUGUUGUCUAGAGACAGAGGUCCCACUGCUCGUCUCUGAGUUCAUUUCAAAUGGCACCUUGUAUGACCUUAUUCAAGAUGAGAGUGGCGAGUUCCCAAUGUCUUUGAACACGAGAAUACAAAUCGCUGCAGAGGUUGCAGGAGCACUUGCUUACUUGCAUUCAGCAACCUCCAUUCCAAUAUAUCACAGGGACAUCAAGACAACGAAUAUACUUAUGGACGAAAAGUACAGAGCCAAAGUUUCUGACUUCGGAACUUCAAGGUUUGUAUCAAUAGAUCAAACUCACUUAACUACCCUAGUAAAAGGGACAUUUGGUUACUUGGAUCCAGAGUACUUUCAGUCUAGUCAGUUCACUGAAAAGAGUGAUGUCUAUAGUUUCGGAGUGGUUUUACUUGAACUCUUAACAAGAGAAAAGCCAAUUUCAUUGUCUAGAUUUGGUGAACAUAGAAAUUUAGCUACAUAUUUUAUUUCUGGCAUGGAAGAAGGUCAUGUGAUGUCUAUAUUUGACCCUAUGGUUGUUAACGAGGGUUCAAGUGACGAGCUUUUGGCAAUAGCUAAUUUGGCAGUUCGAUGUUUGAAUCCCAACGGAAAAAAUAGGCCAACAAUGAAAGAAGUAGCCUCAGAGUUAGAAGGCAUGAGAAUACGGCGUAUGCCUUUACCUGUUCAAGCGAGUAUUGAACACACAAAUUACAGCGAGGAGCUACCGCUAUCUGCAUAUGAUACGUCGACAUCAACAACGAUGAGUUUCAAAGACAGCAUUACUGAAUGAUUCAUAUUAUAAGUUAAUGAUUGUCAUACAUAUUAUAUGUUUGAACUAUAAGUUAAUAUUUGAUUAAGUCUUGAUUUCUCACAUUGUACUGUUCUAUUAAGCCAACAUGCUACAUGUCCAUGAUUGAUUACAAUUUAAAGAUGUGCCUUUAUCCA
Molecule: messenger RNA, 2375 nt
Organism: Erigeron canadensis
Lineage: Eukaryota; Viridiplantae; Streptophyta; Magnoliopsida; Asterales; Asteraceae
Product: wall-associated receptor kinase-like 1
Exons: 3
Coding region: 64-2220 (718 amino acids)
Biological process (GO): protein phosphorylation; cell surface receptor signaling pathway
Cellular component (GO): plasma membrane
Molecular function (GO): polysaccharide binding; ATP binding; protein serine/threonine kinase activity
Source: RefSeq, a predicted model, not a curated record